Cadophora gregata is the source of this 3387-nucleotide messenger RNA. RefSeq lists its product as uncharacterized. NCBI's taxonomy places the organism in Eukaryota, Fungi, Ascomycota, Leotiomycetes, Helotiales, Ploettnerulaceae. The record is from RefSeq and is a predicted model, not a curated record. The transcript has a single exon. Bases 1 to 3387 code for a protein of 1128 amino acids.
AUGCACCGACGCAACAGCACGAAAGGGCUCGAUAGGCGCAAAUCAACAUCAUCAGUCCAGAGCAAGCAUGAAUCCAUCGAUCCUGGCCUCGCUCGUCACCAGGCACAUGCAGCAGCAACGUUAGCAUUCGCACGAGCUCAAGAGAGGAAGAGCGCUGAUACGGGCCACAGCGGCGGCGGUCUUUCCAGGAGCAAUACUGGUAAAGUCGAACAAGCGGACCGGUCAGCGCCAGCUCAGCAAACGAACGCAGUGGAUCAUGGCGAUCGACCACACAUCAGACGACAACACAGUGUUCGCUUCGUUGGUCCGACAGGCAUUCACAGGAGUCAAUCACUUGGGACGAGAGCUACACAGAACCCUAUUCAGAAGAAACUGAGCAACGCUACCCUCCGACCAAUGGCCAUCACAACAAAUGCUCCAGUCCCUGCCGCAUAUCGUCCUCCAAGUCGCUCGUCAUCCAUUGGUAAAGCUUCGGUGCGUGGGGGAACAGUAGAUCAAUAUGUCUCUGGGGAUGCGUUCGAUGAAUACUACACUCGCGAGGAUGACGUCGCUUCCACUCCAUCGUCUUAUCGACGCAUACGACGCUCAAAGUCAAUGUUCAGCCCUCUCAGAGCCCCAAAUGUCUUCUACACCAAUGGCACGCCGGAUAGGCCAGAGAGUUCCUACGUUGGCAGCCGGACCGCGGCUUCAUACUCGCAAACUCCAUCGACACAGCCGAGAAAUACUGCUCUCCGAGCCCCCAAGUCAAUGAGUUUUCUUCGGAGUCGCCGAGAUCAAACGCAAUCGGACAGAAACGAUACCGCAGUUCAACUUGCCCGCGAUCGCUUUUUUCGUGAUGCAGAGCAGCAGAGGCUCCGAGAACAGCCUUCGUUUCUCUUCCGAUCAAAAGCACAGAAGCAAGAAAAGCCUUUUCGUAAGUCCGUGCGUACAAGCAGCACAAACAGCUAUGGCUUCCCUAUCGCUUCAAGCAACCAAACCCUCAUAGCAAAGGAGCAUGGAUUGAAGGAUGUUGCUCGUAAAGCUUCGAAGACCAUCAGAAACAAACUGAAGCGUGUAUUUGGUCGAAGCAGCAAGGAUGAAGAGCCUAUCACCAUUCCAAAUCAGCAGGUCGAUGCUCGCGAAACGCAUGUUCGUCAGUACAAUGGUGGUUGCAAAGCAACCGAAGAGACGAUCUCCGAUAUUCCUCGUCCAGAUGAAGCCUCUCUGUCCCGCGUUGCUUCUAGAGUCCCGAUAAUUCACACUGCAAGUUCCAAUCAGCAAUUGAGAUCCAAUGCUGGAAGUAUCAAAAGCUUUGAGAGCGAUGACAAAUCGCGGGUCACAAGCUGGACAAGUGUUGGUGCCAACACCGUCGUUGGGCCGUCCACGAAGGCUCAACUCGAGAGAGAGCAGCACCAAAGACUCUCGAUCAUUAAUGAAGUCGGCUCUCAUGUGCCUUCUUCCUCCUUCAGGCGCUCCAGAUUAGCCAAUCAAUUUUCCGCCUAUCCAGUUGUCCAUCGACCAAGUAAGAGUGCAGGACACAUUCCAGCUCCUACUGUCGAUAGCGCCAGAGUAUAUUCAGCACUGAUGAAGCGUCUCGAUGAAAAUAGCCCAAAAGCAAAGCUUGAAGCCAGUCACAAGCCCAGCAUGGAAAGCUUCGCCAUGCCAAGCCAGUGUAUCGACCAUUCACCGGCAACAAUUCGCCAGGUCGCUCCAAGCUCUCGAAAUACUAGCGGCAGCGACAGUAAUGUUCCGUCUGGCCAGCAACAACAGCUUGAUAGCUUUCGCUACGCCGGCCCUUAUACACAGCAAUGGGUUGUGGCUGAACCUUCUCGGGAUACACAGCGUCAUGCAGACGAUGUCUUCUCCCCAAAGUCUAGCUCCAGUAAUAAGGAGAAUGUACCCAUGGGACAGAGAGGUCUUAAUGGCAAGCAUUCAUCACCGGCUGGUCUAUCCCGUCAAGGUAGCUCAGGAGCAGCAUCCUACCGUACGGUUCCAGAAGUCCCUAGUCUCACACCACAAGAAAUUGCGAAACGCAAUGAGCCGAUUAUUCAACCACCCAAGAUCAUUCGUGAGGCUAGGUCCACAUUCUUCGGUGGUGGCAGUAGCUAUACUAUCUCGAGGACUGCGAGUCCAUUUCGACGAGCCAUGACUGAGAGUGACUACAAUCCGGUGGUAUUGUCUUCAAACGUUCCUCUUCCAAGUCAAGCCGCGCCAAUCAAGAACCCAUUAUAUCAGGCAUCGGAGAGCUCCACUUCAAGAGAGACGGUUCACAAUCUGCAAAUGCCAGAAAAAGCGUACUCAGAGAGUAUUUAUUCACGAACUACCAGUGGGCAAACUCCUGUCGCAGCCAAUAGCUCGAUCUCGCUUGUUCUCGACCGUGACGUUCCAGACAUGCCUUUCUACAGCUCAUCUGGUCCUGGUGACGUUGUAAUAAUCGACCGAACUACCUAUAGACCAACAAUGCCCAGUGGAAGCGGGCAUCGUGUGACGAGCUCAGCAAGCUCUGUAGAGUGGAAGAAAUGGAUGUCCUCGGAAGUCGCAAAGCUUGAACGAGUCAAGGAGAAUACCAACACCUCAUACAUCAACUAUGCCCUACCGACCAUGCCAAAAUCGUUCCACAGUCGACAUGUUCGAGAAGCUGCUCAAAUCAAUGAUGACGAGGUGGAUAUCACUCGAUUCGCUGAGGUCACUGUCAAGCAACCACUCGGAGUUGUUCAGCAACAGAAUCCAAACAUCCAAACUGUCCCUGCCUUGAGGCCAAUCCUCAAGAACAGAUCUACAACUUCACUUGUUGAAAAUACUGAACUGAGCAACACGAAUACUGCCGCUAUUCCUAUCCCACCUCCACCACCUCCGCCAAUUCCGCCUCGGUCUCCUCUUCGCCAAAUGCAGUCCAAGUCGUCACUUCGUUCUGUUGGUACAACCAAUACCAUUCGCACAAUUAGUGCUCCUAACUCAGCAAUCAAGACGUCUAGUAUGAACGGCAGGAAUCUUCUGCAUAAGCGCAACCCAUCCCAAACAACUCUUGGCAGCACGAAAACCAGCAUCAAAAGCGUUGAGACCCCUGCCAAACUUAUCAAGCGGCAUGGCCGUCCUUCCACUGGCAAUUCAGCCAGUCCUGGCAGUGGAUUAAGCAGAGCCGUCGAGAGACAGUUCGGAAGCACAUCUACAAAUUCACGUUAUCGAACUCCUGGCUCAGCUGGUCCAGGCACUGCCGGCACUGAGAGAUUCAAGGAUGCUGAAGAGGAUUUAUAUGGUGUCGAUGGCGCGGGACUGCUUGGUCUGAGGGCAAGUGUGACCGAGACCGAGGCACAGGCCAUGGGAAGUAAGCAAAUGGUUGACUUGUUUUUGUCCAGUAGGAGGAAGAGAAUGGUUAGUGAGAGUGAGCAGAGUGGGGUGUUUAUUUGA